AUGAAGACUGUAAUUAAUCUGCAACUUUUCUCCCUUGAUCUUUCACUCGGAUUGAAUGAUAAUCCUACAUAUUUUCAGAGCUCUUUGGAGUUUACAAAGAGCGCUGUGCAUUCUCCUAUUGGGCGGAUUAACAUUCCAGCCAAGGAGCCGGAGGGCAGUGGCUCAGAGCGGCCGAGGGCACGCCCCUGCCCCGCCUCGUGCGGGGCCCAGAGCCCGAAGGCCGCUCCCCUCCGCGCUCGCUCCGCCCCCAGCGGGCCGGGGCGGGGACGCUGUCCCCCGGGAAACGGGACGCGCAGCUCGUCCGGGGUCGGCACCUCCGCCCAUAAGGGUCGCAUUGCGCACAGAUGCCCGCUGCCAAGUAGCAGCCGGUGGGGGACGAGCUCGCGGCUGCGCUCGGGGCGAUCGCGGGAGGAGGUGGGCGCCUCCCAGGGCGAGCGUGCGGAGGACCACCCGGGGCUGGGCAGGGGCGCGCGCAGGGUGCCAGCCAGCCCCGCGUCCCGUCUGACGUGCCCGAUGGCAGCCUCGGAGGCGCGAGGCUUCCGGGAAGACCCGACACUUCAACUAACCCCGAGCGCCGGCCUGGAGACGGUGGGCAUGAUGGAGCUGGAGGAGGAGGAGGAAGAGGAGGAGGAGGUGGCGGCGGCCAGGAGAGUGCGGAGUUUCGCCCAAGACGCGCGGGUGCGCUUCCUCGGCGGCCGCCUGGAGCAGUUGCUGGGACUCCCGGCGGAGAGAUGGAGCCAGCAUUUGGAGAGCGAGGACAAUCGGCAGGUCUUGGGGGAGUUUCUGGCGAGUCCCAGCCCCGCCUGCCUUGUGUUCAGCGUCCCCGCCGCGGGGCGGUUCGCGGCCUCCCGGGAGAUUCCAAGAGAUGUGAAACAUAAACUUGUUUAUAUUGCCAAGAAGAUGACUGAAAGCACUGGAGUAAAUGAUUUCUCUCAAACGGUUUUAUUUGGAGAGUUACCCACCUCAUCUCUUGGACAUGUAACUGCUUUCCUAGAUGAGAUUUUAGUGCCAAUUCUUUCUAAUAAGAACAACCAUAAAUCCUGGUCCUGUUUUAUUUCACAAGACAUGGAACGUCACAUAGAAGUCAUGAAAGAUAAAAUGCAUGUUUUUAGGGGCAAAAUGUUGAGAAGAACUCUUCUACCAAUUCCCACUAUUGCAGGAAAAAUUGACCUGAAUCCGAAAUAUUCAGAGACCAAGCUAGAGCCAAAUGAAAGGAGAAUACUCCAUGCAAUUGAAUCAGUGGUUAUUAAAUGGUCACAUCAAAUCCAAGAAAUUGUAGAAAAAGACUCAGUGCAGCCUUUGCUGAAUGGUCUUCCUUCGAAUCCUCAAACUGAACUGGAUUUCUGGGUGAUGAGGAGAGAGAAUCUAUCAUGCAUUUAUGAUCAACUUCAGGCUCCUAUUGUCCUCAAAAUGGUUAAGAUCCUGAAAACUAAACAAAGCAGCUAUUUUCCAACCUUGAAGGACGUUUUCCUGGCUGUGAAAAAUGCUCUCCUCGAAGCCCAAGACGUGGAACUUUACCUGAGACCCCUGAGGAGACACAUACAGUGUCUCCAGGAGACGGAAUUCCCACAGACCCGUGUGUUAAUCGCCCCGUUAUUUCAUACCAUCUGUCUGAUCUGGAGUCAUUCCAAGUUUUAUAAUACUCCUGCUCGGGUUAUAGUUUUAUUGCAAGAGUUUUGUAAUCUCUUCACUGACCAGGCAAUAGCUUACCUUUCACCUGAAGACCUUUUGAAAGGAGAAAUUGAAGACUCUCUGGAGAAGGUGCAGGUGGCCAUUAACAUCUUAAAGACUUUCAAAAAUUCUUUUUACAACUAUAGAAAAGAAUUGGCAAGCUAUUUUAUGGGAAAUAAGGAGGUGAAACCGUGGGAUUUCCAGUCUCAUCUGGUGUUUGGUAGAUUUGACAAAUUUCUUGACCGUUUCAUGAAAAUAGAGGAUAUCUUUGUCACAAUGUUGGAAUUUGAAAAGCUGGAGAGACUUGAAUUUGGUGGUACCAAAGGAACAAUUUUAAAUGGACAAAUCCACGAGAUGAGUGAAGAAUUUACGGAACUCUGUAAAGUUUUUAAACAGAGCACUUAUGACCCAUCUGAUUAUAAUAACAUGGAAUUUGAAAGUGAUUAUGUUGUGUUUAAGUCCAAAACUUUGGAUUUUGACAGAAGGCUUGGGACAAUUCUUUGUGACAGUUUCUUUAACUGCAAUGGUUUAGAAGCUGUAUUUAAGCUUUUGACCAUAUUUGGGAAUUUUCUAGAGAAACCAGUUGUCAUGGAAAUUUUCAGCCCUCAUUACAGCACACUAGUGCACAUGUUAAAUGCAGAGUUGGAUAUGUGUAAGCAAUUGUAUAAUGAACACCUGAAACAGAUUGAACACGGAAAUGUAGUUCUUAACAAGAAUAUGCCAUUUACCUCAGGAAACAUCAAAUGGGCUAAAGAGGUCCUUGAACGACUUCAAAUGUUCUGGUCAAACUUUGCAUCUCUCCAGUAUCUAUUCUUGGAAAGUCCUGAUGAUGCCUUAGUUUAUCAGAAGUAUGUUGAAAUGACAACUUUGCUAGACCAAUUUGAAAAUCGUAUCUAUAAUGAAUGGAAAAGUAAUGUGGAUGAAAUCUGUGAAUUCAAUUUGAAUCAACCCUUGGUUAAAUUCAGUGCCAUAAAUGGUCUUCUCAGUGUCAACUUUGACCCAAAGCUAGUGGCCAUAUUGAGAGAAGUGAAAUACCUUUUGAUGUUGAAGAAAUCUGACAUACCAGAUUCAGCCUUGGCUAUCUUCAAAAAAAGAAACACUAUUUUAAAGUACAUUGGAAAUCUUGAACUUCUUGUGCAAGGAUAUAAUAAGCUGAAACAGACUCUUCUGGAAGUUGAAUACCCUCUGAUUGAAGAUGAGCUGAGAGCUGUGGAUGAGCAACUACAAGCAGCCGCGACAUCACUGACAUGGCAGGAUGACUGCUGGGGUUACAUCGAGAAGGUGAAAACGGCCACCUCUGAGUUGGAGCGCAGAGUUGAGCGCACACAGAACAAUGUUACAGUGAUCCAGCACAUGAUGAGGGCGUGGGCCGAGUGUACGCUGCUUCCCAGGAGAGAGCACAGGAGGGAGGCUGCCUUUACUUUGGAGGACAAGGGUGAUUUGUUUACUAAAAAAUACAAGCUAAUUCAAGAAGAUGGCUGCAAGAUACACAAUUUGGUAGAGGAAAAUAGGAAGCUCUUCAAAGCCAAUCCUUCUCUGGAUACCUGGAAGAUUUAUGUGGAAUUCAUUGAUGACAUCGUGGUAGAAGGCUUUUUUCAAGCUAUAAUGCAUGACUUGGACUUCUUUCUGAUGAAUACGGAGAAACAAUUGAAACCUGCACCAUUUUUUCAAGCACAAAUGUUCUUAAUGCCCCCUGAGAUCCUGUUUAAACCUUCUUUAGAGAGAGAGGCUGGGGAUGGCUUCUAUGACCUGGUAGAAGAAAUGCUAUGCGGUAGUUUUAGAAUGUCUGCCCAGAUGAAGCGAGUAGCAGCACAUCUGGAAAUAGAAAAUUAUCAGGGUGAUAUGGAUAACAUGUUAGGCCUGGCGGAGGUCAGGCAGGAGAUAAUGAACAGAGUGGCAGAUGUCAUAAACAAAGUCUUGGACUUCAGAAAUACCCUGGACACGUACGCUUACCUCUGGGUGGAUGAUCGAACUGAGUUUAUGAAGCAUUUUCUCCUCUAUGGCCCAACUCUGUCAUCUGAGGAAAUGGAUGCUCAUGCAAAUGAAGAAAUCCCUGAACAACCACCAACUCUGGAACAAUUCAAAGAACAGAUUGACAUUUAUGAGGCUUUGUAUGUUCAGAUGAGCAAGUUUGAUGACUUCAGAGUGUUUGAUAGUUGGUUCAAGGUGGACAUGAAGCCUUUCAAAGUGAGCCUGCUAAACAUUAUUAAGAAAUGGAGCUGGAUGUUUCAGGAGUAUCUUUUGAGAUUUGUCAUUGACAGUCUGAAUGAGCUACAAGAAUUUAUAAAGGAGACAGAUGCUGGACUUCAGAGAGAAUUAAGUAAAGCCGACCACAAUGGUUUAGUUGACAUCAUGGGGCAUCUUCUGGCGGUAAGAAGCCGACAGAGAACUACUGAUGAACUCUUUGAACCACUAAAAGAAACCAUCACGCUCUUGGAAACCUAUGGCCAGAAGAUGCCUGAGCAGGUCUAUGCUCAGCUAGAGGAGUUACCUGAAAGAUGGGAAACUACCAAGAAGAUUGCGGCAACUGUCAGACAUGAAGUUUCACCUCUCCAAAAUGCAGAAGUCACUCUUAUAAGGAGAAAAUGUAUUUUGUUUGAUGGGAAGCAGGCAGAGUUCAGAGAGAGAUUCAGACUCUAUGCUCCUCUUGAUUUUAAUGCAGAAAAUCCAUACACGGUGCUUGAUAAGGCAAAUCAAGAGCUUGAGGCAUUAGAAGAAGAAAUGUUGCAGAUGCAGGAAUCUACUCAUCUUUUUGAAGUGGCUCUUCCAGAGUACAAACAAAUGAAGCAGUGUCGCAAAGAAAUAAAAUUGCUCAAGGGACUCUGGGAUGUCAUUAUUUAUGUUAGAAGAAGCAUUGAUAAUUGGACUAAAACCCAGUGGAGACAGAUUAAUGUGGAACAGAUGGAUGUAGAGCUCAGAAGGUUUGCCAAGGAAAUAUGGUCACUAGACAAGGAAGUCCGUGUCUGGGAUGCUUAUGCUGGCCUGGAAGGCACAGUGAGGGACAUGACGACCUCCCUGAGAGCCAUCGCAGAGUUACAGAGCCCAGCCCUCAGAGACAGGCAUUGGCACCAGCUGAUGAGGGCUGUUGGGGUCAAAUUUUCAAUAAACGAAGCCACAACUUUGGCAGAUUUGUUAGCAUUGCGGUUGCACCAAGUGGAAGAUGACGUCCGAAGCAUUGUGGACAAAGCAGUGAAAGAACUGGGGACUGAAAAGGUUAUUACUGAAAUCAGUCAGACCUGGGCGACCAUGGAGUUCUCUUAUGAAGUUCACUAUCGGACAGGCAUUCCAUUACUAAAGUCUGAUGAGCAACUUUUUGAAACUCUAGAGCACAACCAAGUUCAGUUGCAGACUUUGCUUCAAAGCAAGCAUGUGGAAUAUUUCAUUGAGCAAGUCCUAAGCUGGCAAAAUAAAUUAAACAUAGCAGACUCAGUCAUCUUUACUUGGAUGGAACUCCAGCGAACUUGGUCUCACCUGGAAAGCAUCUUUGUUAGUUCAGAAGAUAUUCGAAUCCAGCUUGUAAAAGAUGCUAGAAGAUUCAAUGGAGUAGAUGCUGAAUUUAAGGAGUUAAUGUUCAAGACAGCUAAAAUAAAAAAUGUUAUAGAAGCAACAUGCAGACCUAAUCUCUAUGAAAAACUUAAAGAUUUACAGUACAGGCUUUCUCUUUGCGAAAAAGCUCUUGCUGAAUACCUGGAAACCAAGCGUGUGGCUUUUCCACGCUUCUAUUUCAUCUCUUCCGCAGACUUACUUGACAUUCUCUCAAAGGGAGCUCAGCCUAAACAGGUAACACGGCAUCUUGCGAAACUCUUUGACAGCAUCGCAGAUCUGCAGUUUGAAGAGGAUCAGGAUGUUCCUGCACACAGAGCGAUUGGAAUGUACAGCAAAGAAAAGGAAUAUGUCUCAUUCCAAGCUGACUGUGAAUGCACAGGCCAUGUAGAAACGUGGCUUCUGCAACUUGAACAGACCAUGCAGGAAACAGUGCGACGUUCUAUCACAGAAGCCAUAGCGGCCUACGAGGAAAAACCUAGGGAACUGUGGAUUUUUGAUUUCCCCGCUCAAGUUGCACUAACUAGCUCACAAAUCUGGUGGACGACGGAUGUAGGAAUAGCCUUCAGCAGACUGGAGGAAGGCUACGAAACGGCCCUAAAGGAUUUCCAUAAAAAACAGAUUUCUCAGUUGAAUACACUGAUUGCACUUUUGCUGGGAGAACUUCCACCUGGAGACAGGCAGAAGAUCAUGACAAUUUGUACCAUAGAUGUCCAUGCCAGAGAUGUGGUGGCAAAACUUAUUUCUCAGAAGGUUGUCAGUCCCCAAGCUUUUGCUUGGCUGUCUCAACUUCGUCACCAGUGGGAGGACACCCAGAAACACUGCUUUGUUAAUAUUUGUGAUGCCCAGUUCCAGUACUUCUAUGAAUAUUUAGGGAACAGUCCUCGACUAGUGAUCACUCCUCUGACUGACAGGUGUUACAUUACUUUAACUCAAUCACUUCAUCUAACCAUGAGUGGGGCUCCAGCUGGCCCAGCCGGUACAGGGAAAACGGAAACCACCAAAGAUCUUGGACGUGCGCUUGGCAUGAUGGUUUAUGUAUUCAACUGUUCAGAGCAAAUGGACUACAAAUCCAUAGGCAAUAUCUAUAAGGGAUUGGUGCAGACAGGAGCUUGGGGGUGCUUUGAUGAAUUCAAUCGAAUUUCUGUGGAAGUUCUGUCAGUGGUGGCAGUACAGGUUAAAAUGAUUCAUGAUGCCAUCAGAAACAGGAAAAAGAGAUUUGUAUUUCUUGGGGAAGCUAUCACACUGAAGCCAUCAGUUGGAAUAUUUAUUACUAUGAACCCAGGAUAUGCUGGUCGAACCGAACUACCGGAAAAUCUCAAAGCUCUUUUCAGACCCUGUGCCAUGGUGGCCCCUGACAUCGAGCUAAUCUGUGAAAUCAUGUUAGUUGCUGAAGGUUUUGUGGACGCGCGCUCAUUAGCCCGGAAGUUCAUUACAUUGUACACGCUCUGCAGGGAGCUCCUCUCCAGGCAGGAUCACUAUGAUUGGGGACUUCGUGCUAUUAAGUCUGUCUUGGUUGUAGCUGGCUCCCUCAAACGAGGAGAUAAAAACAGACCUGAAGAUCAGGUUCUCAUGAGAGCAUUAAGGGACUUCAAUAUGCCUAAAAUAGUGACCGAUGAUGUCCCUGUGUUUUUGGGACUGGUUGGUGACCUGUUCCCAGCCCUGGAUGUGCCCCGGAGGAGGGCACCACACUUUGAACAGAUGGUCAGGCAGUCCACGCUGGAGCUCCGCCUGCAGCCCGAGGAGAGCUUCAUCCUCAAAGUUGUCCAGCUUGAGGAGCUGCUGGCCAUACGGCACUCUGUCUUCGUGGUUGGAAAUGCAGGCACAGGAAAGAGUAAGAUUUUGAGAACACUGAACCGAACAUAUGUUAACAUGAAACAAAAACCCAUUUGGAAUGACUUAAACCCUAAAGCUGUGACAACAGAUGAACUCUUUGGUUUCAUACAUCAUGCUACCCGAGAAUGGAAAGAUGGUCUCUUCUCAUCCAUUCUACGAGAACAAGCAAAUCUCACGCAUGAUGGACCAAAAUGGAUAGUCCUGGAUGGCGAUAUUGAUCCCAUGUGGAUUGAGUCACUAAAUACUGUCAUGGAUGAUAACAAGGUGCUGACCUUGGCCAGCCAUGAGCGUGUGGCCCUUACUCCCUCCAUGAGGCUGCUCUUUGAGAUUCAUCACUUACGGACAGCAACCCCGGCCACUGUUUCCAGAGCUGGGAUUCUGUAUGUGAACCCACAAGAUUUGGGCUGGAAUCCGUAUGUGGCCAGUUGGAUAGACAGAAGGCAGCAUCAAUCAGAAAAGGCCAAUUUAACAAUUCUUUUUGAUAAAUAUGUUCCUGCGUGCUUGGAUAAGCUGAGAACAAGCUUUAAAACCAUCACUUCGGUUCCAGAGAACAGCCUGGUGCAGACUAUUUGUGCUCUUCUGGAAUGCUUGUUGACUCCUGAAAAUGUACCUUCUGACAGCCCCAAAGAAGUUUAUGAAGUCUAUUUCGUCUUUGCUUGUAUCUGGGCAUUUGGAGGCACUCUGCUACAAGACCAGCUUUCUGGUUAUCAAGCGGACUUCAGCCGGUGGUGGCAUAAAGAGAUGAAAGCAGUGAAGUUUCCAUCCCAGGGAACAAUCUUUGAUUAUUAUCUGGACCACAAAACUAAGAAAUUUUUGCCUUGGGCUGAUAAAAUCCCCAGAUUUACUAUGGACCCAGAUGCACCUCUGCAGAGAGUUCUGGUUCACACCUCAGAGACAACUCGUCUUAGAUAUUUCGUAGAGUUGUUGCUUGAGAAAGGACAGCCGCUAAUGCUAGUAGGAAAUGCUGGAGUGGGAAAAACAGUCUUCGUAGGCGACACACUGGCAAGUCUCUCUGAGGAUUACACAGUGUCCCGGGUGCCUUUCAACUACUACACAACGUCUGCAGCUCUGCAAAGAAUUCUUGAGAAACCUCUAGAGAAAAAAGCUGGUCGUAACUAUGGUCCAGGAGGAAAUAAAAAAUUGGUUUAUUUUAUCGAUGACAUGAAUAUGCCUGAAGUGGACUUAUAUGGCACUGUUCAGCCUCACACUCUAAUUCGACAGCAUAUCGAUUAUGGACACUGGUAUGAUCGACAGAAGAUGAUGCUUAGAGAGAUCCACAGCUGUCAGUAUGUCGCCUGCAUGAAUCCGAUGGUGGGCAGUUUCACCAUCAAUCCUAGACUGCAGAGACAUUUCACAGUGUUUGCAUUCAACUUUCCAUCCUUGGAUGCACUAAACACCAUCUAUAGCCAAAUCCUUAGUUUCCAUUUCCAGCAGCAAGCAUUUGGUCCGUCAGUUCUCAGGAGUGGCCCCACUUUGAUCCAGGCAGCAGUCACAUUCCAUCAGAUGAUGACACGUUACUUUUUACCCACAGCUAUUAAAUUCCACUACCUCUUUAAUCUGAGAGACCUGUCAAACGUCUUCCAGGGGAUUUUAUUUGCUUCUCCUGAAUGUUUAAAGGGUCCAAGAGAUUUAAUACACCUGUGGCUUCAUGAAUCUUCUCGUGUUUAUGGAGACAAACUGAUAGACACAAAGGAUAUGGAUUUGUUUCAGAAAAAAUUGCUGGAAACUGCUAAUAAAUAUUUCGAAGGUGUAGACAGUCAUAUGCUGCUUCAGCAGCCCCUCAUCUAUUGCCAUUUUGCUAAUGGCAGGGAAGACCCCUGUUACAUGCCUGUGAAGGACUGGGAGGUGCUGAAGACGAUUCUAACAGAAACAUUAGACAACUACAAUGAACUAAAUGCUGCCAUGCCCCUCGUUUUAUUUGAAGAUGCCAUGCAACACGUAUGUCGCAUCAGCCGAAUCCUCCGGACCCCUCAGGGUUACGCCUUCUUGAUCGGAGUGGGCGGCAGCGGCAAGCAGAGCUUGUCACGACUGGCAGCUUACAUUUGCAGCCUUGAGGUCUUCCAGAUCACUCUGACGGAAGGCUUUGGAAUCCAGGAACUUCGGGUAGAUCUUGCCAAUUUGUACAUCAGAACCGGAGCCAAGAACAUGCCCACUGUGUUCCUGCUGACAGAUGCCCAGGUUCUAGAUGAGAGCUUUCUCGUGCUGAUUAAUGACUUGCUGGCGUCAGGAGAAAUCCCAGAUCUGUUCAGUGAUGAAGAUGUAGACAAGAUAAUUUCUGGAAUUCGUAAUGAAGUUCGUGGUCUGGGCGUGGUGGACUCCAGAGAAAAUUGUUGGAAAUUCUUUUUGGCCAGAGUGCGACUGCAGCUCAAAAUCAUUUUGUGUUUCUCUCCGGUUGGUCACACGCUGAGAGUGAGAGCUCGGAAGUUCCCAGCCCUAGUUAACUGCACGGCUAUUGACUGGUUUCAUGCGUGGCCGCAGGAGGCUCUGGUCUCAGUCAGCAGGAGGUUCAUUGAGGAAACCAAGGGAAUUGAGCCACUGGACAAAGAUUCUAUUAGCCUUUUCAUGGCACACGUUCACACUAGUGUAAAUGAAAUGAGUACCAGGUAUUACCAGAACGAGAGAAGACACAACUAUACCACCCCAAAGAGUUUUCUAGAACAAAUAUCACUGUUUAAGAACCUGUUGAAGAAGAAACAAAAGGAGGUAUCCCAGAAGAAAGAGCACUUGGUGAAUGGCAUCCAGAAACUAAAAACCACAGCCUCUCAGGUGGGAGAUCUAAAAGCCAGACUUGCCUCUCAAGAAGCCGAGUUGCAACUGAGAAAUCGUGAUGCUGAGGCUCUGAUCACAAAGAUCGGGCUUCAGACAGAGAAAGUGAGCCGGGAAAAGGCCAUCGCCGAUGCCGAGGAGCAAAAGGUGACAGCCAUUCAGACUGAAGUGUCCCAGAAACAGAGAGAGUGUGAGGCUGACUUGCUCAAGGCUGAACCUGCGCUGGUGGCUGCGACAGCUGCGCUCAACACGCUCAACAGGGUCAAUCUCACUGAGCUGAAAGCCUUUCCCAACCCUCCGAAUGCAGUUACCAAUGUUACUGCGGCCGUGAUGGUCCUUCUGGCUCCCCGGGGCAGAGUGCCAAAGGACCGAAGUUGGAAAGCAGCUAAAGUCUUCAUGGGAAAGGUUGAUGAUUUUUUGCAAGCAUUAAUUAACUAUGACAAAGAGCACAUUCCAGAGAACUGUCUAAAAGUGGUGAAUGAACAGUAUUUGAAAGACCCGGAGUUCAAUCCAAACCUGAUUCGGACCAAAUCUUUUGCAGCAGCUGGUCUCUGUGCCUGGGUCAUCAACAUGGUUAAAUUCUAUGAGGUCUACUGUGACGUGGAGCCAAAACGCCAAGCAUUAGCCCAAGCAAACAUAGAAUUGGCUGCAGCUACUGAAAAACUAGAGGCUAUCAGGAAAAAGCUUGAGGAUUUGGAUCGAAAUCUGAGUAGACUCACAGCUUCAUUUGAAAAAGCAAUAGCUGAGAAAGUUCGAUGUCAAGAAGAGGUGAACCAAACCAACAAAACUAUUGAACUAGCUAACAGACUUGUCAAGGAACUUGAGGCAAAGAAGAUUCGCUGGGGUCAGUCUAUUAAAUCCUUUGAAGCUCAAGAGAAGACACUCUGUGGAGAUGUUCUCCUUACAGCAGCAUUUGUGUCUUAUGUUGGAUCCUUUACAAAACAGUAUCGCCAGGAACUGGUAGACUGCAAGUGGGUUCCCUUUCUUCAAAGGAAGGUUUCCAUCCCAGUAACUGAAGGCCUGGACUUGAUUGCCAUGUUGACGGAUGAUGCUACAAUUGCCACCUGGAAUAACGAAGGACUGCCCAGUGACAGAAUGUCAAUCGAAAACGCCACUAUCCUAACACACUGUGAGCGCUGGCCCCUCAUGAUAGAUCCCCAGCAACAGGGAAUUAAGUGGAUCAAGAAUAAGUAUGGAACUGACCUGAAAGUCACACAUUUGGGCCAGAAAGGGUUUUUGAAUACCAUUGAAACUGCCUUGGCCUUUGGAGAUGUCAUCUUAAUUGAAAACCUUGAGGAAACAAUAGAUCCGGUCCUUGAUCCACUGCUUGGUAGGAACACGAUUAAAAAAGGGAAGUAUAUCAGGAUUGGAGAUAAAGAAUGUGAAUUUAACAAGAACUUUCGCCUUAUCCUUCACACAAAACUGGCAAAUCCUCACUAUAAGCCAGAAUUGCAAGCUCAGACAACCCUCCUCAAUUUCACGGUCACAGAAGAUGGUUUAGAAGCCCAGCUGCUGGCAGAGGUGGUCAGUAUUGAAAGGCCAGAUCUGGAGAAACUUAAGUUGGUUUUGACAAAGCACCAAAAUGACUUUAAGAUAGAGCUGAAGUAUCUGGAGGAUGACCUCCUUCUGCGCCUCUCUGUGGCAGAGGGGAGCUUUCUAGAUGACACCAAACUGGUGGAGAGACUGGAGAUGACAAAGGCGACUGCGGCAGAGAUAGAGCGCAAGGUGAUUGAAGCUAAAGAAAAUGAAAGAAAAAUCAAUGAGGCCCGAGAAUGUUACAGACCAGUGGCAGCGAGAGCAUCACUUCUUUAUUUUGUUAUUAAUGAUCUCAGAAAAAUCAACCCCAUCUAUCAAUUCUCUUUGAAGGCUUUCAACGUGCUGUUCCACAGAGCAAUUGCACAGGCUGACAAGGUGGAGGACAUGCAGGGGCGCAUCUCAGUCCUGACGGAGAGCAUAACCCACGCCAUCUUCCUCUACACCAGCCAGGCGCUGUUUGAGAAGGACAAGCUCACCUUCCUGUCCCAGAUGGCUUUUCAGAUUUUGUUGAGAAAGAAAGAGAUAGACCCUCUUGAAUUGGAUUUCCUGCUUCGAUUCACGGUUGAACACACUUACCUGAGCCCUGUUGACUUCCUAACUACUCAGUCAUGGAGUGCUAUAAAGGCAGUAGCCCUUAUGGAAGAAUUUCGAGGCAUAGACCGAGAUGUGGAAGGAUCUGCCAAGCAGUGGAGGAAGUGGGUAGAAUCUGAGUGUCCAGAAAAAGAAAAGUUACCGCAAGAAUGGAAGAAGAAAAAUUUAAUACAGAAGCUGAUUAUUUUGAGAGCCAUGCGCCCCGACAGAAUGACAUACGCUCUCAGGAAUUUUGUGCAGGAAAAACUGGGUGCAAAGUAUGUGGAGAGGACCAGAUUGGAUUUAGUUAAAGCAUUUGAAGAAAGCAGCCCAGCUGCCCCAGUAUUCUUCAUCCUCUCUCCAGGAGUAGAUGCCCUUAAAGACCUAGAGAUCCUUGGCAAAAGACUUGGGUUUACAAUCGACUCCGGAAAAUUCCACAACGUGUCUUUAGGACAAGGUCAGGAGACGGUGGCAGAAAUGGCACUGGAGAAAGCUUCCAAAGGAGGACACUGGGUCAUACUCCAAAAUGUCCAUUUGGUAGCCAAGUGGCUAGGAACCUUGGAGAAGCUCCUUGAAAGAUUCAGCCAAGGAAGCCACAGAGAUUACAGGGUUUUCAUGAGUGCCGAGUCUGCACCCACACCAAAUGAACAUAUCAUCCCUCAAGGACUCCUGGAAAAUUCCAUUAAGAUUACUAAUGAACCCCCCACAGGAAUGCUGGCCAAUCUGCAUGCUGCCCUCUACAACUUUGAUCAGGAUACACUUGAAGUAUGUUCCAAGGAGCAGGAGUUUAAAAGCAUCCUCUUUUCUCUGUGCUACUUCCAUGCCUGCGUUGCUGGGAGACUGAGGUUUGGCCCCCAGGGCUGGAGCCGCAGCUAUCCCUUCAAUACCGGAGACCUCACCAUUUGUGCCAAUGUCCUCUACAACUACUUAGAGGCAAACCCUAACGUCCCAUGGGAAGACCUCCAUUAUCUCUUUGGUGAGAUCAUGUAUGGGGGCCACAUCACAGAUGAUUGGGAUCGCAAACUGUGUCGGGUGUAUUUAGAAGAAUUCAUGAAUCCAUCUCUGACUGAAGAUGAACUCAUGCUGGCACCAGGAUUUGCAGCUCCGCCCAAUCUAGAUUAUUCAGGCUACCACCAGUACAUAGAGGAGAUGCUCCCUCCAGAAAGCCCAGCACUGUAUGGCCUCCACCCAAACGCUGAAAUAGAAUUCCUGACAGUGAUGUCCAACACCCUCUUCAGAACUUUGCUGGAGACGCAGCCCAGGAACGCACUCAGCAGUGAGGAGCCGGGGCAGGCCACGGAAGACAAGGUUAAGAAUAUCUUGGAUGACAUUUUGGAGAAACUUCCGGAAGAGUUCAACAUGGCAGAGAUAAUGCAAAAAAACUCAAAUAGAAGCCCCUAUGUUCUUGUUUGCUUCCAAGAAUGUGAGAGGAUGAAUAUUCUCCUUCGGGAAAUGCAUGCGUCACUUCAACAAUUCGACCUUGGUUUGAAGGGGGAGCUGACGUUAUCUCCUGACAUGGAAGCCCAGCAGUCUGCCUUGAGUUAUGACAUCGUACCAGACACUUGGAGCAAACUGGCUUACCCAUCUACUUACGGCCUGGCCCAGUGGUUUAAUGACCUCCUCUUGCGAUGCCGAGAACUCGAUACCUGGACACAAGAUCUCACCCUUCCGGCUGUGGUGUGGCUUUCUGGCUUCUUCAAUCCUCAGUCCUUCUUAACUGCAAUCAUGCAGACCAUAGCUCGAAAAAAUGAGUGGCCACUGGAUAAAAUGUGCUUGACUGUUGAUGUUACCAAAAAAACAAAGGAAGAUUAUGGCCAUCCCCCAAGGGAAGGUGCAUAUCUCCACGGGCUCCUCAUGGAAGGUGCCAGAUGGGACAGCCAGUCAGGAACCAUCGUUGAAGCCCGCCUCAAGGAGUUAACAUCUGUGAUGCCCGUCAUCUUUGUAAAAGCCAUACCCACAGACAGACAGGAAACAACACAGACCUAUGAGUGCCCUGUGUACAGAACCAAAAUGAGGGGCCCCAACUACGUCUGGACCUUCAGGUUGAAGAGCAAAGAGAAGACGGCCAAAUGGGUUCUAGCAGGUGUGGCUCUGCUGCUAGAAGCAUAAAAGGGCCCUUGUGCUAGGACUCACAUUCUUCCAGCCUCAGCCGGAACACAGUGAAGAUUUUUCAUUGUGUCACUGCACUGUUCCCAUGCAUGUUAACUUAUUC
Diceros bicornis minor is the source of this 14134-nucleotide messenger RNA. RefSeq names its product dynein axonemal heavy chain 11 (gene DNAH11). Gene Ontology annotation, molecular function: dynein intermediate chain binding; minus-end-directed microtubule motor activity; dynein light intermediate chain binding. Gene Ontology annotation, biological process: microtubule-based movement. The coding region runs from base 1 to 14031 and encodes 4676 amino acids. The record is from RefSeq and is a predicted model, not a curated record. Gene Ontology annotation, cellular component: dynein complex. The transcript is spliced from 83 exons. Lineage: Eukaryota; Metazoa; Chordata; Mammalia; Perissodactyla; Rhinocerotidae.